Lampris incognitus (smalleye Pacific opah) is the source of this 1930-nucleotide messenger RNA. Its product is annotated as protein NipSnap homolog 2-like. The record is from RefSeq and is a predicted model, not a curated record. Lineage: Eukaryota; Metazoa; Chordata; Actinopteri; Lampriformes; Lampridae. The coding region runs from base 4 to 864 and encodes 286 amino acids. The transcript has 10 exons. Gene Ontology annotation, cellular component: mitochondrion.
AAGAUGGCGACUCGAGUCCUUCACAGGAUAAGCCAUGGCUUGGAUCGGGCAAGAAACGGCGUCCAGUCGCCAGGUCAGCUCUUCAUUUGGAGCAGGGGAUUUUCAACUUCAAGUACCAGAAACAGAGAUGACAGCUGGUUCAAGUCACUAUUUGUGAGGAAAGUUGAUCCACGGAAAGAUGCACACUCCAACCUGUUGACCAAAAACGAGGAGAGCAACCUGUACAAAAUUCAGUUCCAUAAUGUCAAGCCAGAGUGCCUGGAUGCAUACAACAAUCUCUGUGAAGAAGUUUUGCCAUCCAUCCAUGCUGAUAAGUACUACCCCUGUGAGCUCGUUGGCACCUGGAAUACCUGGUAUGGAGAGCAAGACCAGGCUGUUCAUUUGUGGCGGUACAGAGGCGGUUACCCAGCUCUCACUGAGGUGAUGAACAAGCUGAGGCAGAAUAAGGAGUUUAUGGGGUACAGGAAGGAACGGGGCGAGAUGCUGCUGUCUCGUAGGAACCAACUUCUUUUGGAGUUCAGUUUCUGGAAUGAGCCCGUACCCCGAGAGGGCCCCAACAUCUAUGAGCUCAGGUCCUACCAGCUCAGGCCAGGAACCAUGAUAGAGUGGGGUAAUUACUGGGCCAGGGCCAUUGGAUACCGACAGCACAACAGGGAGGCUGUGGGAGGGUUUUUCUCCCAGAUUGGCAAUCUUUACAUGGUGCAUCACCUCUGGGCUUACAAAGACCUUCAGUCCAGAGAAGACACGAGGAACGCUGCCUGGCAGCAUGAGGGGUGGGAUGAGGCAGUGUAUUACACAGUUCCUCUUAUUCAGCAUAUGGAUUCCAGGAUUAUGAUUCCAAUGAAGGCCUCCCCGUUGCAGUGACGUGAAAAGCCAGCUGGAAGCUUGGAUCAAAAAUAGAACCCCUUAAAAUGUCACAUCCAUCCAAAAACUCCCUGCUGUGGUCUCAUCGUCUUGUCAAUGUUGCCAGCCAACACUCCCUCUGCUGAUUUUUUUUUUUUUUUGCUUGCCUUUGCACUAGCUGACAAUUUUAGUACUUCAAACCUAUAAACUGUUAGUCUGAAAUGUUUCUGUUGCUAAAUACUCAACCUAUCACAGUAAAACAGGAACCAAUAGGCCUUGAGAAUACAGUUUUUGUUCACAAAAACAAUCUUUUUCUAACCUCCUGAUAGUCACAUAACCCAGAAGUAUGUCCAGCAUGCUUUGCCGCAUUAGAAAUGGCUGAGAGAGAAAGCUUUGAUCUAAUUUUAGAGUCAGCUGAAGUGUUGCUUAAUAAAAGCAGUGGGGGAAGGGGCAAAGACAUGGCAAAGUACUGCUUUUGCUCACUGUACAGUGCAAUUGCUAUUUAUUUAAAUAAUGUAAAUAUUGAAUAAAUUGAUUAGAUCAAUUACAGGUGUAUUUCAAAUCUACACCUUCUGUAUAUGUGAGCAAUGACAUUCUUGAGCCGAGAGAAAGAGGACUGUAUAUUCUCUGGAUAGGAUAUAGUUCUGUUAUAAAGCUAGUAAUUUUUAGCACAGCAGAUGUUUUAAAUGUGUUGUAUGAAUUCAGUGUGUGAAUUUCAUUGAGGUCUACUAUCCUUUUUUCUUCUUUUUUUUUUUGUUCCAAAGUGUUCAUAGUAAUGGCAUUUUGUGGCCGUUGUUCCUGAGGUUUCCCCGACAUUUGCCAUAAGCUUGAUGUUUUGCUGUACUGUGUUGGUGAAUGUGGCUUUUACUUUUUAUUUGUGAUGACUGCAUGCCCAGUCGGUAGAAACAUGUUCAAUAUAAUAUAACAUGUUUUAGUGGGGCAUAAUGAUCAAUUACUCUCAGCAUGAAAGCACUGGUCGCAAUCAUCAACAACUGUUGUUAUAUACACACUCAUGUAGUAUACUGUUUUUCAGAGAUGUCAUUGUUGACAUGGGCAUGCUUUUUCCAAAGGACAAUUCAUGGGGAAC